AUGUCUGCUAACAAAAAGUUUCAUUUGAUCAGCGAUCUUAAACCCUUUAAGGAUGUGUGGCGUGUUCAAGUGAAACUAAUUCACUCAUGGAUACAAAACCCACCUUACGCUGAUGAAACAUUAGAAAUGGUUUUAGCUGAUCAAACUGGUGCUAAAGUUCAGUGCUCGUGCAAGAGAACUCUCAUUAAGCGAGUUCAACGUAACCUUACUCUUGGAAAGUGGCGUGUUAUUCAGAACAUGAAGAUUUCUGGAACCGGUGGCAAAUACAAACCUACAAAUCUUGCCUAUAAGAUGAGUAUCACAAACGAUACUGUUUUUGCAGACUCGGAUCUCACUGACGAUAGCAGCUUUUUAUCUCUAGCAAGUUACGAAGAGAUAUUGAAUGGAAGUGCUGAUACUAAGUGUCUUAUUGACAUAAUAGGCCAAGCUAUUGAUAUUGGUGAAGUUCAGAUCAUCCAAGUCCAUAACGAAGACAGGAAAAGGGUUUUGUUUCGCAUACGAGACAACAGUGGUAAUGCUUUGGCAUGUUGUCUGUGGGGCCGUUAUGCUGAGCAAAUCGAACAUCAUCUUGAGAAUCAUGUUGGUGAAGACAUUGUUUGCGUGAUUAGAUUUGCUAAAAUCAGUGAAUUUGGAGGUGAAGUUCAAAUAACAAAUGCAUUUGAUGCAUCACUUUUGGAUCUAAAUCCAACUAUGGCUGAGGCUUUGGAUUUCAAAGAGAAGCUCAAAAAUCAAGUGCUUGCUCUUGCUGGGAAUGAUAACCAGCGUGACCCUAAAAAGGAACUUAUCAAAGUUGCUGAUGAUUGGGAUGAUGUUGGUAUCAUCCCGAUUUCUGAGUUACAUGAAACUUCUGAGCUCGAGAACGUUAAGAUCGUAUGUUCUGUGGAAGCAGUUGAUACUGAUUGGGCGUGGUACUAUUUUGGAUGUAAGAGUUGUGGGAAGAUUGUUACUAGGAUCAGAAGGUCUGUGUCUGGAAAGCUUGCUAAACCUCUGUUCCGUUGUCCUGGGUGUCGUACCAAUGGAUCUAAUGUGCUUCCAAAAUUCAAACUUCAUUUGAUUGUUCGUGAUGACACUGGAGACUGUAAACUCGUGUUGCUUGGCUCUAUUGCAAAAACACUCAUCGGUUUGGAAGCACAUGAGAUUUGGGAUGGUUCUUAUGAAGAAAUUGAAGAUCCUGAAAAUUUGCCGCAACCAAUACUGGAUUUGGUAGACAAAUCUUUCUGUUUUGGACUCUGUCCCUCUGAUUCCGGAUCCGAGAUCUAUAAGGUGUCAAAGGUCUGGUCUGGAGAUAUUAUUCACCAAAUUGAAACUGAAUCAGAGCCAGUAACACUUAUAGAAGGUUGUUCGUCCACUGUGUCUUCUGGUGGGGUUAUGUUGCAGGAUGUUGACACUCAUGCAUCAUCAGAAGAUUGUGCAACUCCUUUCUCGAAAAGAAAAGAAACUGAUUCAGAACUGCCAGACAUAACAUCUACUUCAAAGAAGUUGUGCACUCCCACAAUCAAGACUGAGAAAUCUAAGAUCGAUUAG
Messenger RNA from Brassica napus (rape), 1524 nucleotides. Its product is annotated as replication protein A 70 kDa DNA-binding subunit A-like. Lineage: Eukaryota; Viridiplantae; Streptophyta; Magnoliopsida; Brassicales; Brassicaceae. The record is from RefSeq and is a predicted model, not a curated record. The transcript is spliced from 10 exons. Bases 1 to 1524 code for a protein of 507 amino acids.